Messenger RNA from Aedes aegypti (yellow fever mosquito), 1594 nucleotides. RefSeq lists its product as uncharacterized. Lineage: Eukaryota; Metazoa; Arthropoda; Insecta; Diptera; Culicidae. The transcript has 3 exons. Bases 567 to 1340 code for a protein of 257 amino acids. The record is from RefSeq and is a predicted model, not a curated record.
AUCGCCAAGCGUAGUGUGGACUUUGGUCAGUUUUGUUGUGACCGCGAAUCGAGACGGUAGCCAAAAGGUGAUGGUCUUCUAAUAGUUAAUUUUCAUGGUCAUUGGUGCUUAGAGGCGGAAUUGGUACUGCAGUGAAAGUGCACUAAGAGUGUUCUGAGAAAUCAAUUAUAGUGUGUUGUUGUUAAUAUUCAAGAUCAUGCCCUGUGGGGGUUGUAUUCACAGUAGGAACAAUAAAUAGAUGUUCGACAAGUUAACAGAAGGCGUCCAAAGCAUAAAACCGCCACUAAAUUGACUGAAUGAUUGGAGUCGAUAAAAUCGGAGAACCCUUUUCAACGACGAACUCAUUGGGAAACCCGCAAAAAGGGAAAAGGCGUUGAUUCAACUGGAAGUCAUUUGAAGCAGGACUAGUGAGUGUAGGAGAGCAUAAGUGAAAGUGAAAUUUAAAAAAAUAUACAAGAGUACAGCUUUUCCGUUUGCUGCUGAAACAUAAAAAAAAACUCUUUGUAAGUGAAAUAGGAAGCUUGUGCACAGUCGGUACAGAUUCCCAGUAGAACGAGAACAAAAAAAUGGGUUGUGCGAGCAGUUCACCGCUAAUCAACGGUGGUGGCCCCGGUGGCAUCGUGGUAACGGCAAAGGAAACAGCCAGCAAGACUGCGAACGAGGUUCUGCAUGCCGGAGAAACUGCAAUUCUCGAUGUUGGAGAGCACAUGAAAGAUGCAGUGAAAAACGUGGCCAGCGAAAUCGAAGGGGUACUAGGAGGAAAGACAGCAAACAAAGACAAGAGCGACCACGUAAACGAAAGCGAUCUUCCCCAACUGAACGGUCACGACAAGGACGGCUCGGACUAUCAAAUAAUUCCUUUGAAAGACCCGAAACAACCCGGCGUCGAUGAGAGCUUAGAGAACAUGAAAAAUAAUCUUCUGAAAAAGGCACAAAGCUUCAGCGACGAUACGGAGAAAAUGGCCGACGACAUUAUGAAGGAAACGGAAGAUCUGAUUCGGGACGCAGAAACCGGCAUUGCUGAUCAGGGGAAGGAAAUGCUGACACGAAUAACCUCCUCCGAUGAUGGUACGAUUGAAAUUCUCAACUUAGAAGGUAAUAGCACUAGCUCUCCGACUCAUUCCAUUGAUAGCUUAAAAACCUCUUCACCAGAACCGGAAAUCGAACGGAUACUGGACAACGACCCGCAAUGCCCCCCAACGCCGGAAGCCACCAUGAACAGUUUGGUAUCGUCGUCGGAUGGUGCUGGUACCGAGUCCGAAGCCGUUGAUUCUGCGGCAACAGUUAUCGAACAGGUGAAACCGGAUCCUGGUCAUGACGAAAGCAAGCGAGAAGCGUGAGUACGGUCACUGAUACAAUCCCAGAACAUCGCACGCACAAAUAUCACCUUAUUUCUCCUGCCUCUUCAUCGUGUGGUAGCAACAUGCAACUAUAAACUAAUGUUAUCAGAAUUGAUGCAACCUUUUGUACAAACUUUCAGGAUAGACGAAUAUCAUUUAUAGGAUUUUUAUUCAAUUAGGAUGAAAUUGAAUGAAAAUGCAUGAGAGCAGAUCUAAGAAUGUAAAUAUUAAAUAAACAUACUUUUUUUUUCUUU